This is a messenger RNA of Frieseomelitta varia, 831 nucleotides long. It is a transcript of the gene Ppib, whose product is annotated as peptidyl-prolyl cis-trans isomerase 5. The record is from RefSeq and is a predicted model, not a curated record. Gene Ontology annotation, molecular function: peptidyl-prolyl cis-trans isomerase activity. Bases 104 to 724 code for a protein of 206 amino acids. Gene Ontology annotation, biological process: protein folding; protein peptidyl-prolyl isomerization. NCBI's taxonomy places the organism in Eukaryota, Metazoa, Arthropoda, Insecta, Hymenoptera, Apidae. The transcript is spliced from 4 exons. Gene Ontology annotation, cellular component: intracellular membrane-bounded organelle.
AAGGGAUCCACAUUUGACUGUGUACCAUUCUGAUAGAGUGUACAGUCGCUGAAAAGUUUUUGUCCGGUUAAUUCCCGUUCAAUUGAAAUUCCUUUUAUUAAUAAUGAAAUCGCUUUUAUUAGUGGGAAUCGUGCUAGCGAUCUUUUGUUCGAGCAGUAAUGCUGAUGAUAAAAAAGGCCCGAAAGUUACAGACAAGGUAUGGUUUGACAUUAACAUUGAUGGUAAGUAUGAAGGAAGAAUUGAAAUUGGACUGUUUGGAAAAACAGUUCCAAAGACUGUUCAAAACUUCAUAGAAUUGUCCAAAAAACCUCAAGGAGAUGGAUACAAGGGUAGUAAAUUCCAUAGAGUCAUUCGUGAAUUUAUGAUCCAAGGAGGAGAUUUUACAAAAGGAGAUGGAACUGGAGGACGCAGUAUUUAUGGACCUCGCUUUGAAGAUGAAAAUUUCAAAUUGAAACAUUAUGGUGCUGGAUGGUUGUCUAUGGCAAAUGCUGGAAAAGAUACUAAUGGUUCACAAUUCUUUAUUACUGUGAAGCAAACACCAUGGCUUGAUGGUAGACAUGUUGUAUUUGGAAAAAUAAUUAAGGGAAUGGAUAUAGUAAGAAAAAUUGAAAAUGUAAAUACUGAUACCAGAGAUAGACCAACAAAAGAUGUUGUAAUAGCUGAUUGUGGUGCAGAGGUGGUAGCAGAACCUUUCAGCGUAUCAAAGGAAAGUGCUACUGAUUAAACAUAUUUUUAUUUUUAUAAUGAUGAAGGCUAACCAUUUGUGACUGUCAUCUAUUAAAAGAACAAGCUUAUUUACUCUAAUAUGUUUAUAAUUUGUUUACCUAUAUU